AUGGGUCAGUCAACAUUUUUCCCAAUACUCUCGUCAAUUUUCGCCAUUGUAUCUUGUGGCAACGAUUUUUUCGACGAACAAAAAACCUCCGACUACAAAGUGCCACUUACCGAAUUAUGUAGCUUUAAUUAUUUGCAGUGGAAGGAAUUACCGGAAAAUUCGUUGUACGUGCCAACGGCUUGCGUUCCGCGCGCCAUCGAAAAAGUCGGAAAUCGGAUGUUCAUUACGACGCCACGUUGCACUGGCGUACCCGUGACGCUGUCUGUAUUCGAUAUCGAUGAAAUUGUCGAUAACAAGUGUCCGCAAUUAAGUGCUUAUCCGUCCGUUGAGGCAAACAAAAUUUACGUCGGCUCUAAUAACAUCAUAAAUGUCCAGGGAUUUGCUGUGGAUCAGUGCGCGAAAGGACAACGUUUGUGGCUUUUCGAUACGGGAGUCAUGGAGACGCGCUAUGGCCCAACAGUGAUUGAGGAACCAGCGAUAAUUGUCAUUGAUACAAAUUGUAAUCAGAUUGUGAGGCGGAAAGAACUGCCAACGAGAUUUUAUUCCGUCAAAACGGUGCAAGGAUUCACGAAUGUUGUGGUAAAUACAGCGAUGGAUUGUUCAAAUACCUAUGCCUACAUCGUCAAUAGCUUGGAUGGGACAUUGACAGUUUAUUCGUACAAAGAUGAUACUUUUUGGCAGUUUUAUAGUACGUUAUUCAAUAUGAACGCAUAUCCCGAUAGUCUGUUCCAGGUAAAGACUUUGAAUGGAACGAACGUUCAUUAUCAACUCGAUGCGAAUCUCUGGCAUUUAACUGUCGAUUAUGUGAGCCAAAAAUUGAUUUUUAGUGCCAGAUCUAGCAAGCAUCUCUUCACUAUUCCUCUAAAAAUCGUUCACAACCAAAGAGCUUCUCUCAAUGCUCGUGAAUUAUACGACAUCAAAUACUUGGGUAAAUUAAAUGCACGAGGACAGUCUUCUGCUUUUGAGCUGCUGCCAGGAUUUAAAACAGUUUUUGGCAUUCAAGAGCAAAAUUAUGGCAUUUUUUGUUGGAAUUAUCGAAAAUUUCUAAGUGACAAUGAGGUUAAACUAGUAGCUGGUGAUCCAGAGCUACUUCCGUUUUUGGUAGAUAUGAUAGUAGAUGGCUCCGAUGGAUCUGAAGAUCAAGAAUUAAUAGUGCUCAGUAAUAAUAAGGCAGGAAUCGUUGCUGAUGACUUUUACAUGGGCGUAGAAAAUUUUAGAAUAUUCACCGUAAGUGUUAGAGAAAUUUUAGAAGAAUAUCCCGAAUGUGGUGCUCCUUGCUUUGACCUUGCGUCGAAUGAUAAUUAAUGUUAUAAAAUAAAAGUUAU
Messenger RNA from Culicoides brevitarsis, 1325 nucleotides. RefSeq names its product L-dopachrome tautomerase yellow-f2-like. Gene Ontology annotation, cellular component: extracellular region. The record is from RefSeq and is a predicted model, not a curated record. NCBI's taxonomy places the organism in Eukaryota, Metazoa, Arthropoda, Insecta, Diptera, Ceratopogonidae. Bases 1 to 1305 code for a protein of 434 amino acids. The transcript is spliced from 2 exons.